Cladophialophora bantiana CBS 173.52 is the source of this 420-nucleotide messenger RNA. RefSeq names its product histone H2A.Z. The transcript is spliced from 3 exons. Gene Ontology annotation, molecular function: structural constituent of chromatin; DNA binding; protein heterodimerization activity. The coding region runs from base 1 to 420 and encodes 139 amino acids. NCBI's taxonomy places the organism in Eukaryota, Fungi, Ascomycota, Eurotiomycetes, Chaetothyriales, Herpotrichiellaceae. The record is from RefSeq and is a predicted model, not a curated record. Gene Ontology annotation, cellular component: nucleosome.
AUGGCAGGAGGCAAGGGCAAGAGCAUUGGUGGCAAGGCCUCAGGCGCGAAGGAUUCCACGGCAAAGACUCAGAAGUCGCACAGCGCAAAGGCUGGUCUUCAGUUUCCAUGCGGUCGCGUUAAGCGUUUCCUCAAGAACAACACACAAAACAAGAUGAGAGUUGGAGCCAAAGCUGCCGUCUAUGUCACCGCCGUCCUAGAGUACUUGACCGCUGAAGUCCUGGAGCUGGCAGGCAACGCAGCCAAGGAUCUCAAAGUCAAGCGUAUCACCCCGCGCCAUCUGCAGCUUGCCAUUCGAGGUGAUGAAGAGCUGGACACCUUGAUCAGAGCAACCAUCGCAUUCGGUGGCGUCCUUCCUCACAUCAACCGAGCACUUCUCUUGAAGGUGGAGCAAAAGAAGAAGAGCAAGGCGGGCGAAUAG